GCCGGGCGGCGGCGGCGGGGCCGCGCUGCAGUCUCGGCCGGGGAGGCGCCGCUCUCGCACCGCUGGGGCGCUGCCGCCGCCGGGCCCGGGAGCGGGAGGAGACGUUCCAGCAGCUGCUCAUCUUUUGCGCCUGCUCUUUUUUCCCUACGAAUCUCUGCGAGGACAAGUUAUGUCCACAGCUACUCUGAUUAGCUUGGUACGGAAUGGAGGGUUCCAAGUGAGAAGGAGAGCCGCGCUCACGUCGCGCUUCCUGCAGGACGAGAAGCGCCCCGCAGCCGCCUGCUCCAUCUCCACCUGCGAGCGCCGCGCCUCCCGCUUCGACCCCGACGGCAGCGGGCGGCCGACCACAUGGGACACCUUCGGCAUCUGGGACAAUCGCAUCGAUGAGCCCAUCCUCCUCCCACCCAGCAUAAAGUACGGGAAGCCGAUCCCAAAAGUGAGCCUGAGCAACGUGGGCUGCGCCAGCCACAUCGGGAAGCGAAAAGAAAACGAGGACCGGUUCGAUUAUGCUCAGCUGACAGAGGAUAUCCUGUACUUCGCAGUGUACGAUGGGCACGGCGGGUCGGCAGCUGCAGACUUCUGCGAUAAGUACAUGGAAAAAUAUAUUAAGGAAUUUCUUGCUGAGGAGGAGAACUUGGAAAAUGUUUUGAGCAAAGCUUUUCUAGAAAUAGACAAAGCAUAUGAAAGGCAUGCUAAUCUCUCUGCAGAUGCAACUCUGCUGAACUCUGGGACCACUGCAACAGUGGCUCUGCUCCGAGAUGGAAUUGAGCUGGUUGUGGCAAGUGUGGGAGACAGUCGUGCUCUGCUGUGCCGGAAGGGAAAGGCCAUGAAACUCACCAUUGACCAUACUCCAGAGAGAAAGGAGGAGAAGGAAAGGAUUAAGAAGUGUGGUGGCUUCAUUUCCUGGAACAGUUUGGGACAGCCUCAUGUGAAUGGUAGACUUGCAAUGACACGGAGCAUAGGAGAUUUGGAUCUUAAAAACAGUGGUGUGAUAGCCCAGCCAGAAACAAAAAGGGUUCAGCUGCACCACGCAGACGACAGCUUCCUGGUGCUGACCACUGACGGCAUCAACUUCAUAGUGAACAGCCAGGAGAUCUGCGACUUCAUCAGCCACUGCCACGACCCUGCUGAGGCUGCCCAUGUGGUCACUGAGCAGGCAGUGCAGUUUGGCUCUGAAGACAACAGCACAGUUGUCAUAGUGCCAUUUGGAGCUUGGGGCAAGUACAAGAACGGGGAGAUGACCUUCUCCUUCAGCCGCAGUUUCGCUUCCAGCGGGAGGUGGGCAUGAAGACAAUGCCCUGGUGAUCCUUUCCUGCCAUCACCUGGACACAGCGUGCUACAGGAGAACACCUCCAUCUGUUCCUAGGCUGACUCAGUGUCUUGUCCAUCCCUUCUGUUCCCAGUGUUAGAAGGUGCCGCUGCUCCCUUGGUGCGUAGUGCCUGUUGUUGCUUACGGCUGACCGUGUCUUGCUGCCCGUGUUAUUCCAGGUGGCAUCGGGGCAGCACCCUGGGUUUGUAGCCCCAGCAGCUCCACACAUCACUUUGUUCACACAGAUGAGGUUCUGGGCUUUCACCUGAGGCUGGAGGGAGUGCACAGUCAUUUCAUGCCUACCUGUAUUCCCCAUGACCCUCAGUUCCCUGGCAGCUAUGGGUCCCUGAGCCACAUGCUGGCUUCCUUGUCCUAUAAAACACAGGGGAACAAACGCACAAUGUUCUUAGGUAGGCAGAAAGAGGGUUUGUUGUCUUCUUCUGCUGCAGCCACCCAAAACUCCUGUACUCCAGGAGAAGUGGGUGAAAAAUAAAGGAGAAGUUUUGGAAUGUUUAGGUUCUGAUGCCAGUGGCAUUUGGUGUAGCUGUACAAGUUCCUGAGACAGUGCUGCUUUAUGCUCUCACUGCUGUCAUCUGUGAUCCCCUAGCUCCAAGGAGACAGACCAGGCUGGAGCCUUGUGCUGUUGGACAGAUGGGAACCUUUCUCCAUUGGGUCCAAAGCCUGUGCAGUCUCUGUGGACCAUGCAUCAGCCCCUUGCACUGUCUUCUCUUUGCUGUCAGUGCCUGACAGAAGCACGGAGGAGGUAAAAAGAUGCACAGUUCUGAUAUCCAGAGACUCUCAUCAACUUGAAUUUCUUUCUUCUUCUUCUUCUUCUUCUUUUUUUUUUU
Molecule: messenger RNA, 2157 nt
Organism: Poecile atricapillus (Black-capped chickadee)
Lineage: Eukaryota; Metazoa; Chordata; Aves; Passeriformes; Paridae
Gene: PPM1K
Product: protein phosphatase, Mg2+/Mn2+ dependent 1K
Exons: 7
Coding region: 170-1288 (372 amino acids)
Biological process (GO): protein dephosphorylation
Molecular function (GO): cation binding; protein serine/threonine phosphatase activity
Source: RefSeq, a predicted model, not a curated record